Camarhynchus parvulus is the source of this 3295-nucleotide messenger RNA. RefSeq names its product forkhead box P4 (gene FOXP4). The coding region runs from base 550 to 2565 and encodes 671 amino acids. Gene Ontology annotation, biological process: regulation of transcription by RNA polymerase II. Gene Ontology annotation, cellular component: nucleus. NCBI's taxonomy places the organism in Eukaryota, Metazoa, Chordata, Aves, Passeriformes, Thraupidae. The transcript has 17 exons. The record is from RefSeq and is a predicted model, not a curated record. Gene Ontology annotation, molecular function: DNA-binding transcription repressor activity, RNA polymerase II-specific; RNA polymerase II cis-regulatory region sequence-specific DNA binding.
GCACAGCCGCGCUGCCGGUGCCGGAUCCGGACCCGCCUCCGCUUCGGGGGUCCCGCACCCCCCGAGGGGGCAGCGCACCGGGGUAGGGGGGGCUCGGCCGCCCCUGCCCUGCAGCCGCCCCAGCGCUCCCUUUGUUGGUGCUUCCCAUUUCCUCCCCAUCUUUUCCUUUCUCUCCGGCAGUUUUGGUUUAAUUCCGGCUGCUGGAGGGGCUCGGGUGGGGUUUUCUCCCCCUUUUUUUUUCCCCCCUCCUCCAUCACAUUUUAACUCAGCCUCGACCCGCCGCCGCUCGGGCCCGGGGGGUGUGAUUCCCUCCUUGGAGAGAAAUCCGUAAGUCUGCCCCAAGUUUUGCAAUUCCUGCGAGAAGCAGCAGCCGCCGCCGUCCCCGACAACCUGCAGCCUGCCCGGCCGUCGCUCCCGCAGCGCCCUGGGAAAAUCCAACGUCCAAACCCUAACCCAGACCGCAAGGUGAGGGAGAGGAGGACGAGGCACGGCUUCGGAUGGAGCUGGAGAAUAUUCCCGAGAAAGCCCCGCAGGUCCUGCUAGCGAGUCAUGAUGGUUGAAUCUGCCUCGGAGACGAUCCGUUCCACGCCCUCGGCGCAGAACGGGGUGAGCAGCCUGAGCAAUCAGCCCGAUGGCGGCGGCAGCGGGGGCGGCCCCGGGGGCGGCGGCCGCGACGGAGCCGCCGGAGCCGAGGCCAACGGAGAGAUGAGCCCCGUGGAGCUCCUGCACUUCCAGCAGCAGCAGGCUCUGCAGGUGGCUCGGCAGUUCCUGCUGCAGCAGGCCACGGGGCUCAGCUCCCCCAGCAGCAACGAGGGCAAGCAGCCAGCAGUGCAGGUCCCCGUGUCCGUGGCCAUGAUGUCCCCGCAGAUGAUCACGCCGCAGCAGAUGCAGCAGAUCCUGUCCCCACCCCAGCUCCAGGCCCUCCUGCAGCAGCAGCAGGCAAUAAUGCUGCAACAGCUGCAGGAAUACUACAAGAAGCAGCAGGAGCAGCUUCACCUGCAGCUGUUGACCCAGCAGCAAGCCGGAAAGCAGCAACCCAAAGAGCAGCCGUUGGGGAACAAGCAGCUGGCCUUCCAGCAGCAGCUCCUGCAGAUGCAGCAGCUCCAGCAGCAGCACCUGUUAAACCUGCAGCGCCAGGGCCUGGUGAGCCUCCCGCCGGGGCAGGGCACGGUGCCCCUGCAGAGCCUGCCCCAAGCUGUUUGUCCCUCAGACCUCCAGCAGCUCUGGAAGGAGGUCACGGCCACCCAGCCCGUGGAGGACAGCAUUAAGCAGGAAGGUCUUGACCUCACCACCAACACCUCCAACUCUACCUCGUUUUCGGCCGCCAAGGUCUCGCCUCCCAUUUCCCACCACCCUCUGCCCAAUGGACAGAGCACCAUGCACACGCCCAGAAGGGACAGCUCUUCCCACGAAGAGACCCCCGGCUCCCACCCGCUCUACGGCCACGGAGAGUGCAAGUGGCCUGGCUGCGAAACCCUCUGUGAGGACCUGGGGCAGUUUGUCAAACACCUCAACACAGAACAUGCACUUGAUGACCGGAGCACGGCCCAGUGUCGAGUCCAGAUGCAAGUGGUACAGCAGCUGGAGAUACAGCUGGCCAAGGAGAGUGAGCGCCUCCAAGCAAUGAUGGCCCAUCUCCACAUGAGACCGUCAGAGCCAAAGCCUUUCAGCCAGCCUGUAAGCCUGAACCUGGUCUCCAGUGCCAGCCUCUCCAAGAGCACUUCUGACACGUUUCCUGACGGUUUACCUCAUCCCCCCACCUCGGCCACGGCGCCCAUCACCCCCCUGCGGCAGGGCCCCUCCGUCAUCAGCUCUUCCACUUUACACAACGUGGGGCCCAUCCGCAGGAGGAACUCGGACAAGUUCUGCACGCCAAUCUCUUCAGAGCUUGCACAGAAUCACGAGUUUUACAAAAACGCCGACGUCCGGCCGCCCUUCACGUACGCCUCGCUCAUCCGGCAGGCCAUCCUGGAGACCCCCGACAGGCAGCUAACGUUGAAUGAAAUCUACAACUGGUUCACGCGGAUGUUCGCCUACUUCCGGAGGAACACGGCCACCUGGAAGAACGCCGUGCGCCACAACCUGAGCCUGCACAAGUGCUUCGUGCGCGUGGAGAACGUCAAGGGCGCCGUGUGGACCGUGGACGAGCACGAGUACCAAAAGAGAAGGCCACCAAAGAUGACAGGGAGUCCCACCUUAGUCAAAAAUAUGAUUUCAGGACUCGGUUAUGGAGCACUUAAUGCAAGUUACCAGGCUGCACUGGCAGAGAGCAGCUUCCCCCUGCUCAACAGCCCCACCAUGAUCAACACCAGCUCGGCCAGUGCCAUGCUGCACGUGGGCCACGACGACGUCAGCAGCACCGUGGAGCAGGUCAACAGCAACGGCAGCAACAGCCCCCGCCUGUCCCCGCAGCAGUACAGCCACCCCGUGCACGUGAAGGAGGAGCCAGCUGAGGCAGAGGACGACAGCAGACCCGUGUCACUGAUGGCCACCACCAACCAGAAUGUGACGAUCCCCGACGACAGGGACCUGGAGGAGGAGCUGCCGGUGGAGGACUUGUCCUAAGGACUCCUUCCUCCUCCCCCACGCAGGGGCAAACCCUUCCCACCCUCCUGGACGGAGACCAAGCCACGCUCCCACCUCCCCAAGGUGACCUUGGCGUUAUCCUGGUUCUUUCAAGGCACUUCCACAAAGCAAAAGGGUUUUCCUUGGGACGAUGACAAUGACAAUGGCACCAACCUGUUGCUGCUGGCGUGUCCCUCACGCUGCCACUGCCCGCGGACGGACUGGCCCCGCCACGACAUGGAAGCAAAACCCCGAGAGCUGGACUUUUCCUGCCCUCCUCCCUUGGUUAGUGACUGGUGGACGAGGAUGGUAGGUCGGUUGCUCCUGUCCAAAAUGGUCCCUCCUUCCUUCCUGCAGGGAAGGCACCUCCAUGCCCUGUCCCUGAGCUCUGGGGAGCCAUGGCAGGGCCCUGCUGUCACCUCUGUGUCCCCCAGUGGGUUUUGCACUACGGAGGGCUCGUGGACCCUGCCCACGUGCUGCCUCCACCCAGCUUUGGGGGAAGAAACAGCAGAAACGGGGCUGAACCCUGUGCAGGGCGUGGGGUUUGGCACGGAGCUGGGACGGACACAAAGCAGCGCGGUGGGGGGGACGGUGUCCCCUUGUCACCUCUGCGGGGCAAGCAGAGCAGCCUCCAGGCUUGGCCACCCUCCCUGAGCCCCAGCUGGUGGGGGGCUGCUGGCCCCAGCUGUGCUGAGCACCCCCAAUAGUGCUGACCACCCCAAUAGUGCUG